AUGAAGCUGACAGACAACGUGCUGCACAGCUUCCGGGUGGCAACGAUUUUCCGCGAGAACUCCGAUAAGAUCAACUGCUUUGACUUCAGUCCUGGUGGGCAGACAGUUAUUUCCAGCUGCGACGACGACUCCAUCAUGCUGUACGACUGCCAGGAGGGCAAGCCCAAGAGGACGCUGUACAGCAAGAAGUACUGUGUAGAUCUCAUCCGAUACACACAUGCAGCAAAUACCGUGGUUUAUAGCUCCAACAAAAUUAAUGAUACCAUCCGGUACCUCUCUCUUCAUGAUAAUAAAUAUAGCCGUUAUUUCCCAGGCCACAAUAAAAAAGCUGUUGCGUUAUCUAUGUCUCCGGUGAACAAUGCGUUUAUUUCUGGGUCUUUGAAUAAAAUUAUCCGCCUGUGGGACCUCCGGUCUCCCAACUGUCAGGGUCUGAUGCACUUACAGGGGAAGCUAGUGUGUUCAUUUGAUCCAAAGGGUCUUAUUUUUGCUGCAGGAGUUAAUUCCGAAAUGGUGAAUCUGUAUGAUCUUCGCUCUUUUGAUAAGGGUCUGUUUGCCACCUUUAAGAUGAACUAUGACCGCACCUGCGAAUGGACGUCACUCAAAUUUAGCAACGAUGGAAAAUUAAUUCUUCUCUCUACCAAUGGCGGAUUCCUGAGGCUGGUUGAUGUGUUUAAAGGGGCCGUGCUACACACCUUUGGGGGUUAUAACAACAGUAAAACAUUCACACUAGAAGCUUCUUUCACCCCGGAUUCUCAGGUCAUUAUGAUCGGGUCAGAAGAUGGCAAGAUCCAUGUAUGGAAUGGAGAGAGCAGCAUGAAAGUGGCCGUACUGGAUGGCAAGCACACCAGACCCAUCACCUGCUUACAGUUCAAUCCCAAGUUCAUGACCUUUGCAUUGCAUUGGGGAAGCAGUAGGGAGAUGAACAAUGAGGAGGAGGCACUUAACUAG
Molecule: messenger RNA, 948 nt
Organism: Pseudophryne corroboree (corroboree frog)
Lineage: Eukaryota; Metazoa; Chordata; Amphibia; Anura; Myobatrachidae
Product: WD repeat-containing protein 82-like
Exons: 1
Coding region: 1-948 (315 amino acids)
Cellular component (GO): Set1C/COMPASS complex
Molecular function (GO): chromatin binding; protein binding
Source: RefSeq, a predicted model, not a curated record